AACCAGCCAGCCAGUCAAGUCAGUUCAGUUCAGUUCAGCUCAGUUUAUUGUAUACGAUUUUGAACAGUUUGAAAUUUUCUUCAGUUCGUUCGUUGUUCAUAGUACAAUUUUACUUCUACUCUAGUACUGUGCUGUGUAUAGUUAAAAAAAAAUUUCUUCGGUGGUCUUGUGCAAAAUAAAAAAAAGAAAUAAACUGAAACUGCAAAAGAAUAAAAUUUAUAUAGAAUACAAAUAUACAACAGAUAUUUUGAGUUUCUUCUUCUUGUUAUUUCUGCUGCUGGUGUCUAACGAGCGUGUGAAUAUUUUUAAAACUUAAAACAAAUUACCCAAAAAAAAAAACUAUAUAAAAAAUGGCUGGUGAACGUCCAAAACGUCCUUUGUCCGCAUACAUGUUGUGGUUGAAUGAAAACCGUGAACAACUGAAAAAAGAAAAUCCCGGCAGUAAAGUAACCGAAAUCGCCAAAAGAGGUGGUGAAUUAUGGAGAGCAAUUAAGGACAAAACAGAAUGGGAACAGAAAGCCAUUAAAAUGAAGGAAGAAUACAACAAAGCUGUUAAGGAAUACGAAGCUAAUGGUGGUACUGAUACUGGUGCCGGUAAGAAGCGCAAGAGCAAGGCCACCAAGCCCGUCAAGAAGGCCAAGAAGAAAGAAACCUCCGAAGAAGAAGAGGAAGAGGAGAGCGAUUAAAUUAAUGCAAAUAAAUAACAACAACAACAAAAAACUUCAAAAAAAGAAAAACCUGCAAAAUUAUUUCGUUUUUUUUUUAUUUUUUAAUUUAUACUAAAGUAAAAAAGAAAAA
Molecule: messenger RNA, 798 nt
Organism: Lucilia cuprina (Australian sheep blowfly)
Lineage: Eukaryota; Metazoa; Arthropoda; Insecta; Diptera; Calliphoridae
Gene: HmgZ
Product: high mobility group protein Z
Exons: 3
Coding region: 351-686 (111 amino acids)
Molecular function (GO): transcription cis-regulatory region binding
Source: RefSeq, a predicted model, not a curated record